This is a messenger RNA of Galendromus occidentalis (western predatory mite), 1146 nucleotides long. RefSeq names its product zinc transporter ZIP1. Gene Ontology annotation, molecular function: zinc ion transmembrane transporter activity. The transcript is spliced from 10 exons. Lineage: Eukaryota; Metazoa; Arthropoda; Arachnida; Mesostigmata; Phytoseiidae. Gene Ontology annotation, cellular component: plasma membrane. Gene Ontology annotation, biological process: zinc ion transmembrane transport. Bases 1 to 1146 code for a protein of 381 amino acids. The record is from RefSeq and is a predicted model, not a curated record.
AUGCGCUCGUCCACGAGCUCGCAGGAAGACACACUGAUGAAGAACGUGCGUGAUCCUCCGAAAAGAACGAAAAUGUCGAGUGCACAUUCAGCAGGUUCGCUGGCGGAAUUGGAUGUGUCAAAAAUUUUGGCCCCUCUACUGCUCUUCUGUCUGACGAUGGCCUUUGGGCUGUGUCCAAUCCUCAUAGUUAAACCCCCCCAGAAGAAAACUGCUGCCAGUCAGACACACAACUCCAAAUUGAUCGCAUUCACAGCUUGCGUAGGUGGGGGUGUGCUCUUCGCCACCGCCCUGAUCCACAUCAUUCCCGAAGCACGGGCAGGCUUCGAGCACCAUGUUCACGAUCACACGACGUUUCCGUGGACGGAAUUCGUUGUGUGCGUAGGAUUUCUGAUAGUUUAUCUCUUCGAUGAGAUUGUGCACGCGUGCCUCGGCCACAAGAGCCAUGUCAACGAGGAUCAUGGCCAUUCGCACUCGCCGCAAGUCAUCCAAUGCGCAACCAACGGAGAGCAAGCAAACAACCCUAACAUAAAGCCGUACUCGCACUUCACCGUGUUCAAUCAAAUGGAAAGCGGCGGCAGUGUCAAUGCCGCAGAGGCCAAAGCGUCGACAGUGAGCAUCGGAGGCCUCAUCACGGUGGCGGCUCUCAGUUUCCACUCAAUUUUCGAAGGGUUGUCGCUCGGUGUACAGCUCACUCCAGCCAGAACGUGGUUGUUGACACUGGCCAUAGCAACGCAUAAACUGGCCAUAGCUUUCGUGGUCGGCUUCGGGUUAUGCGUAUCUGGCAACGGAAAGAUGUACGUCUUGGUCAACAUUUUCAUCUUCAGCAUCAUGUCACCGAUGGGAGCCUCGAUUGGCGCCCUUGCGCAGUCGGUCAUAAAGGAGAACACACUGGUGGUCGCCAUCCUGAAUGGGAUCGCAGCCGGGACACUCUUGUUUGUGACCUUCUUCGAGGUAUUACAGAAACAAAAGAACACGUCCCUCCACGGACUUUUGCAGCUGACGGCGGUGGUACUGGGUUUCGGUAUCAUGCUCGGUUUGGGACGACUGGUUGCGGUGCUGUCCCAGGAUCAGGAACUCGAGGAAUCAGUCCGACGCAUCCAAGUACCCUCCGACGAACAUAAAAUGAGCAUUUUCGCUGUCACCUGA